CCUCUGCGCCGCUGGCUCCUCCUCACCCUCCUCCCUCCUCAGCCCAGGCGGGCCAGCUGGGACUCCUCGUGGAAGCGGCGCCGGAGUGGCUGAGCUGGAUCGGAGGAGCAGGUUCUUGGUCGGGGAGCUGUGCUUUAUACUGGUUCACCAGGAAGCAACUCGGUGCAGCAAAGACUUUCCCCAGGCCACCAGGACCUACCUUAUUGACUGCAGAUUAAGAACUCUUGUUCUAAAUUGUAGCCGUUGUCAUGGGAGGAUAAAUGAGUGUUGGCAUCUCCUUCUUGUUGCUGGACCCAUUUUAAUUUUGGAUGAAACAUCCUCUUGAGAGAGAAAAUUAAAAAUGGCAUUUCGAAAGGCAGUGAAAGGAACUAUUCUCAUUGGAGGAGGUGCUGUCGCAGCUGUGUUUGGUCUCUCUCAGCUUUCUCGGUAUAGAAACAAGCAUGGUAAUCUUUCAUCUGUUGAAGCUUCAGAAUGUAGGUCCAUACACAUGCAAAGCUCCCUUCCUUCCAGAGAAAACCAGAUGCAGGCCUUGCAGAACACGUGUGAAUUUGACGUCCUCAUCAUAGGUGGAGGUGCCACAGGAAGUGGCUGUGCCUUAGAUGCUAUCACAAGAGGCCUAAAAACAGCCCUUGUAGAGAAAGAUGAUUUCUCAUCAGGGACCAGCAGCAGAAGCACUAAAUUGAUCCACGGUGGAGUGAGAUAUCUUCAGAAGGCCGUCAUGAAGUUGGAUUUUGAACAGUACAGAAUGGUGACAGAAGCUCUCCGUGAACGUUCCAACUUGCUUGAAGUUGCCCCUCAUUUAUCUGCUGCUCUGCCUAUAAUGCUUCCUGUUUACAGAUGGUGGCAGCUGCCAUACUACUGGGUAGGAAUUAAACUCUAUGAUCUUGUAGCUGGAAGCCAGUGUCUGAAAAGCAGCUAUGUGCUUAGCAAAUCAAAAGCCCUGGAACUCUUCCCUAUGUUACGGAAGGACGAACUCGUAGGUGCCAUUGUCUACUAUGAUGGACAACACAACGAUGCACGAAUGAACCUUGCCAUUGCCCUCACUGCUGCCAGGUAUGGUGCUGCCACAGCCAAUUACACUGAAGUGGUACGCUUGCUGAAGAAGACAGAUGCAAAGAGCGGGAAGACUAGUGUCUGCGGAGCAAGGUGCAGGGAUGUUCUAACAGGGCAGGAAUUUGAUGUCAAAGCCAAAUGUGUUAUCAAUGCUACAGGACCUUUCACAGACUCUAUACGGAAAAUGGAUGAGCAGAAAGUAGCAAACAUCUGUCAGCCAAGUGCAGGCGUCCAUAUUGUGAUGCCUGGCUAUUACAGCCCUGAUAAUAUGGGACUCCUGGACCCAUCCACUAGUGAUGGACGAGUGAUUUUCUUCUUGCCAUGGCAAAAGAUGACUGUUGCUGGGACCACGGAUACUCCAACUGAAGUCACACAUCACCCAAUUCCUACAGAAGAAGAUAUCAACUUCAUUUUGACAGAAGUGCGCAACUAUCUUAGCUGUGAUGUUGAAGUGAGGAGAGGAGAUGUCCUGGCAGCAUGGAGUGGGAUUCGCCCCCUUGUGACAGACCCCAAUUCUAAAGAUACCCAAUCCAUAUCUCGGAAUCAUGUGGUGCAUGUUAGUGACAGUGGCCUUGUGACUAUAGCAGGUGGGAAAUGGACAACCUAUCGCUCAAUGGCACAGGACACCAUUGAUGCUGCUAUAAAAGCUCAUGGCCUUCAGGCAGGUUCCUGUAAGACAGUAGGUCUCUUUCUACAGGGUGCAGAAGGUUGGAGCCCUACCCUUUAUAUUCGACUAGUUCAAGAUUAUGGACUUGAAUGUGAGGUUGCUCAGCACCUUGCAAAUACAUAUGGUGGCAAGGCUCUUGAAGUGGCAAAGUUAGCCCAAGUUACUGGAAAGAGGUGGCCUAUUGUUGGAAAACGCCUUGUAUCGGAGUUUCCUUACAUUGAGUCUGAGAUUGAGUAUUCAAUCGACGAGUAUGCCUGCACUGCAGUGGAUAUGAUUGCUCGUCGCACACGCUUGGCCUUCCUGAAUGUGCAAGCUGCUGAGGAAGCCUUACCAAGAAUCAUUGAGAUAAUGGGGAAGAAGCUCAAGUGGAGUGAACACAAGAAAAAGGAGCAACUUGCAGAGGCAAAGAAGUUUCUGUAUUAUGAAAUGGGAUACAAAGCACGGUCAGAGCAACUGACAGAUCACAGUGAAAUCUCUCUGACUGCAGGAGAUAUUGAGAGAUAUAAAAAGAGGUUUCACAUGUUUGAUAAAGAAGGCAAAGGUUUUAUUACUGUAUUGGACGUGCAGCGUGUGUUAGAGAGCAUCAACCUUCAAAUUAAUGAAAAGACACUCCAUGAGAUUUUGACUGAAGUGGAUUUGAACAAAAACGGGCAGGUUGAACUCAAUGAGUUUUUGCAGCUCAUGAAUGCUGUUCAGAAAGGCUAUGUCUCUGGAAGCCGCCUAGCUGUACUUAUGAAAACCGCUGAAGAGAACAUUGGUCAUCGGGAUGUGAUUUCAGUAGAUCGGAGUGGAGGUGGACUGUGAGGUUGGGGCGUUUACAGCUACAAAAUGGUGGAUAUUGUGCAGCGGCUUCGAUCAGUGGUGAAAAACAUUCCAGUUCUUUCAGCUGUGUCUGCUUCUACGUGAUCAACUAUACUGAAAAAUGCAUUUGUGCUCCCCCCCCCUUUAAAUUUCAUGUGAUGGUAUCACUACUGAUUUGUGGCCUACUGUACUCAGUAGAAGUUUUUGUUUUUCUGCAGAAUGGACAUUCAUUUGAAAAAGAGUAAGGGAAAGAGUUAGCGAACUUUGCCCCAGUUGCUUCACUCCACCUCUGGGCGAAGACACGGGACUCUGAACUGCACCCUGGCUGAACUGCACCCUGAAAUGCACCACAGCCAUGGGAGGGGGAAUCCAGGUUGGCAACCCAGCAUGAAUGUGGGUGGAGUUGCACUUUGCCAUCUGUACAGGAGGAAGAACAAUAAGCUCUAAGCUGGCCCUUGCCCUUCAGUUUGUACCUUGCUGCAUUGAAUGGGCAGAAAUGAACGGUGCCAAUAUGCCUUUUAGUGUCUUACAGGCUUUUUCAUUACAUCUCUGGAUUCCUUUCUCCUUUUUAGAGGAGUCUGUUGUGCUAAAUAUUCACUUUUUGCCUAAAACUGUUAAAACAUGCAUUUCCUGCAAAAGAGUAUUGUCCUUGUGGAGAUCAAGAGUGCUCUCAUCUAGAAUUUUCAUAGACUCUCUACCAACAUAUAGGUGAAUGUUCUGUCAAGGAAUCACAAUGAUGCUUGAUUGUGUUUGGUAGGAAGAUCUAUUUAGUUGAACUUCACAUUUCAGUGAUCUAUGUUUUUGUAUAGCAGCUGUGAUUUAUAGAUGGAGUUUUGAAAAGCAUACUAAAGCAAUGUAAGAUUAGACACAUAUCACAAGGAUAGCUUUAAAGAAACUGGACUUGUUAUUCCAUCAAGGAAAAAUGUAAUAUUGUGGGUGGAAUUCCCACUCUUGUUCUUUUCCUCUGUAACUGCAUGUUUUAUUUAGCAAGUGGUAAGCUUAGUGGUACCUAUAGGUGUUUUUCCUUUCUUGUACAAGAUUUUAACAAAAGUUUCUGAACUAAUUGUGUCUGGGGUGGUGGGUUUGUGCAUCUUGCACAAAUUAAGCACAAUUCCAAACGGUUCUAGCAUCCUGACAUGUUUUGUAGGAGAAACACUGAGCUGGACUACACUAGUAUGUUUUGCAGGACCAUUCUAAUGGAUCAUGAUGCCAUUUUGAUAUUCUGCAAGCAGUGUUCCACUUCUUUAUAUGCAAAUGUUGAUGAUCAAGACUUCUGCUGGAAAUAGCUAUUUAUGUUAAGAUAUUUCCUUCACAUUCUUAAUUUUAAAACAAACAAACAGAAGCUAUCAUUAAAGUGGAAUGAAUUCACAUUUUGUAUACAGGAUUUUCAACUUCUUUCCAAACUGAAUAUAAGGAGCUGAGUGUUAAAUAUAUGGUAUGAGAAGAUGACAAUGUUCUGAAAAGCCUCUAGUGAAAUCUCUGCAGAUUCAUCCCUUCAUAGCUUUUGCUCUGAUCAAGAUGCCUUCUACCUACCUUUUUAUAUUUUGGUAGUGGGGCGAUGACAACAUUUCCUUUGUGAUUUAGGCCCUAAGCUCUUCAGAUCGACUUGAAAUGCAUGACUAAAGUCUUGUACACAGUUGACCAUAUUUGAGGUCUCCUAGUGGGCACACAAAAUUGCUUUGUGCUGCUCUCCCCCCCCCCCCCCCCCGUGCUAACACAUACAGGAUUGUCUACACAUCAGUUUUGAUCCCCCUGUAUUUAUUAAUUAAUCUGUUUUGAUCUGGAUUUUUCUGCACUGAAUAAGGUGUAAUCAAAAACCAACUUCCUUUAUAUUCUAAAAAAUAUGGAUGUUUCUUAGAUUUAAAUCCCCCAAAGGAGUAUUGUGUGAAUAAGUCUCUAAUUAGAACAAGUGGCAUUUUAAAACUGCAUUGUAGUCCUUUAAGUAAAAGAGAAAUACCUGUGAUCCAGAAGUCUGCAUAUGUCUCAUCCAUACAUACAUCAGGAUUUAGCACACCAUUUCUCCUCCACCAGAGUUAGCUUGAAGAGAUGAAACAGGAGUGUGUGGACUUGGAAGUGCUGAAGAACAAAGAGUCCAAUAUUUGUCUACACACUUUGUGGAAGGAAACCAAUACUUAACAUAUUUGUAUGCAUAUUUUCAAAUAGGUUUGCUCUCUACAUUGGUAUAUGAGAACACCUGCCUACUUGUGCCUAUUUCUACUCUCACUCUGUCCUUGCUGUUUCCAUCUUUUGCUACCAAUGCAUUUUUAUCAUUACCUUGAAUCCCCACCCCCAUGGUUUAUGUGCAUGCUCUCCAUCCCUGGUUUGCACUUUCUGAAUUUUAGCCAAACUUUCCUUUGCUUUCCUUACAGUAGAAAAAAGUGUACAAGAAGCAAAAAGUUACCUGCAUUUUCUUACACCUGCUUGAUUUAGCGAUAUAAAAGACUCAGAAUUAUUUGAUUGCAUAACCUCCAAUUUUUAUACAUGUUUGGAAGAUUAUCAUAUGAAUAUAUGAUAAAUAUAAUGCACUUUCAGAAUUUUACUGUUUUGCAUUAUGUUAACUUGCUGUAUUACUACUGUCUUAAAAACAGAAAAGAGAAUGAACAGUAAGAACAACACCUAUGUGCACUGUGUGUGUGUACGUAUACAUACACAUACAUAUAUGCACACUGCAUGUUUGUAAUCUGGCACUUUUAUGUAUUGUGUUGGGUUAUUGUUCUAGACUGGACUAUUAAAUACUGUGUUUGAGGCUGGGUUGUCAUUUUUAUAACUGUCUUGGUGUUUUAUUGCUAUUAUUUAUUUCUUUUGAUAUACAGAAUGAACGCAUGCAUUUAUAGAGCAAUAAGAGGAUGUAUUUAAUGUGCCUUGUUUUUAACUGAAUAAGAACUGAAAGCAUGAAUCAAUAAAACUGAUUAAAAUGGUCCACUCGUUGGCAUCUUGUUGUUACCAGCAGUUACAGAAAUAAAGUUGAUUAGCCUUGAA
Messenger RNA from Hemicordylus capensis (graceful crag lizard), 5500 nucleotides. RefSeq names its product glycerol-3-phosphate dehydrogenase 2 (gene GPD2). Gene Ontology annotation, biological process: glycerol-3-phosphate metabolic process. NCBI's taxonomy places the organism in Eukaryota, Metazoa, Chordata, Lepidosauria, Squamata, Cordylidae. Gene Ontology annotation, cellular component: mitochondrion; glycerol-3-phosphate dehydrogenase (FAD) complex. Bases 341 to 2524 code for a protein of 727 amino acids. The transcript has 18 exons. The record is from RefSeq and is a predicted model, not a curated record. Gene Ontology annotation, molecular function: calcium ion binding; glycerol-3-phosphate dehydrogenase (quinone) activity.